This is a messenger RNA of Adineta ricciae, 1404 nucleotides long. The record is from the annotation of a GenBank genome assembly. NCBI's taxonomy places the organism in Eukaryota, Metazoa, Rotifera, Eurotatoria, Adinetida, Adinetidae.
AUGAUGUUGAAUUCCAGCGUCUACUGGUUAUUGUAUCUGACCAUUUGUAUAUCGUUUGUCAAUGCAUUCGUUCCGCAACCGGUAAUCGCCGAUGGUGCUCUUAGUGGCGAUAGUAUCACACAUACAGAAAUCACCGAAAUCGCUUUCAUUCGCAGUCUUGCUCGUUUCUUCUAUGAAACACGCAUUGCUCCCAAUAAUAACAACAAUGGUACCGUCAAUCAACAAGAUUACUUCACUAAGCAGCAUACUAUUGAUGACCUCUACAAACUUGCAUAUCCUGAGUAUAGCGAUGCGCAAAUCGAGUUCUAUUCACUUCCUUUGAAAUUCACACUGGAUUUGGUGAUGACAUACAAUGCUUUGGUGGACCUUGAUCCAGAUACGAAAAAAUUAUCACCUGCACAUUUUGAUAGUGAAACUUUCAACAACGGUAGUCGCCGUAUCAUCCUACUCAGACAAAAAGUUGUAAGUGAUUCACGCACUGCUGAUAAUGAUCUAACUGAUGCGCGGCAAAAGACAGGACAGUUACUUCACACCCUGCAAGAUUUCUAUUCACAUUCGAAUUGGGUGGAAAUGGGUAAUACUGAUGUGAACACUUUGAUCGGACGAAACGAAACUGUUGGACAAGUUGCUGCACCAAAUCAAGCAACAUGCUCUGAUACGGGUUGCACUAAGAAAACACAAAAAUGUUCUCUUUGGCAACAAAUUACGAUAAGAAAAUGUCCACUGGUGUAUUAUGAUUGCACUGAUAACAUACUAGCUGCUAUCAAUAGUCAACGAAUACUCACGAGUGGCUACUUGUUCAAUCAGACAGGUGAAAAUGGUCAGCCACUGAAUAAACCAGCGAAUGUUGGUAAAUGUUCACAUGGUUCUGUUUUGGAUGAUUCAGCAAAUGUGCCAGCCAUCGGUGGAAUCAACAAAGAUUCCAAUAGUUUACUCUUUUCACCACAUGCAAGUCUUCAUUAUCAAGCGGUUGAAUUUGCAAUCAAUGCAAGUGAACAUUUUUUCAAUGAGCUUCGUCAAGAGAUUGGUAAUGAUAAUUUUGAUCGUCUUUUCGUGAUUAAUCCAGCGGACGCUGUCGCACAAGCAAUCUCAAAUGAAGUCGCACAAGGAAAACGAUUUCGACUCUUCACCUCAACUCUGACAGCCAGCUUGGAGAAAUCUGACAGUUUUCUAACAGAUUUAAAGAAUAGCGUCAAAUCGGCCUAUGACAAAGUGAAAUCCUUCUUUACCAACUUAUUCUCGAAGACGAGCAUAAAUGUUCCAACAUAUGAUCUAAGCGAUUUGAUAGCGAAUAUUAAAGAUGCAAGCAAUGUUCAUGCAGCACCACUCGUUAUGAAUGGUAAAAAUAUUCGACGUAAAAAGCGUUUCAUUGAUGCGCUCAAAAAGCGUCAAUUGGGAGAUUAA